This is a messenger RNA of Emericellopsis atlantica, 1467 nucleotides long. RefSeq names its product Tricarboxylate/iron carrier. Gene Ontology annotation, biological process: mitochondrial transmembrane transport; monoatomic ion transport. The coding region runs from base 237 to 1298 and encodes 353 amino acids. Gene Ontology annotation, molecular function: monoatomic ion transmembrane transporter activity. The record is from RefSeq and is a predicted model, not a curated record. NCBI's taxonomy places the organism in Eukaryota, Fungi, Ascomycota, Sordariomycetes, Hypocreales, Bionectriaceae. The transcript has 3 exons. Gene Ontology annotation, cellular component: mitochondrial inner membrane.
UCCGCUUAUCGUCCGUCGCCUUUGACAAUCUUUUGGCGGCACAGCGUCCAGUCGUCGCACACUUCACCGCUCGCUUCUUUUGCCCAUUGCCAGCCACUCGCUGCUGUCGCGCUCUCGACAAGCCGGCGACGUCUUUGCGUUAGACUGUCCUUCAUUAAUUUUCGCCGGCGAAAUCCACAGACGUUCACUUCGAACCUCCGACGCGCCUCCGCUCGCCAAACAGACCGACCAGCGAGAUGUCGGCGUCCUUGCCAGGUAGCCGCGAGCUGCCGCAGUCGCAGUAUGAUCUGAAGACGUACAUGGGCCGAGUGAGGCAUUCGGUCGGCAUGACGGAUCCCAGCACACUCUUUGCUGGCUCCUCUGGCUUGGAAAAGGCGAAGCGAUUGGUGACGGAGUACAAGACUGGCAAGACCGAAAACAUGUCGCCGGAGCUCUGGCACGCCAAAAAGGUCGUUGACUCGACUCUUCACCCCGAUACCGGCGAGCCCGUCCUUCUGCCCUUCCGAAUGUCGUCCUUUGUCUUGUCCAACCUCGUCGUCACUGCGGGCAUGCUGCAGCCUGGGCUCUCGACCUUGGGCACCGUCGGCUGGCAAGUCGCUAACCAGAGUCUCAAUGUCGCCAUCAACACUGCCAAUGCCAACAAGUCCUCGCCAAUGACCACGGCAGAUAUGGCCAAGUCGUACGCCGUUGCGGUCAGCGCGUCCUGCUCCGUGGCCCUGGGUCUGAACGCCGUCGUGCCGCGACUCAAGGUGUCGCCGAGUGCGCGCAACAUCCUGAAGAGACUGGUUCCCUUCGCUGCGGUCGCGUCAGCUGGUGCUUUGAAUGCGUACCUCAUGCGCCGCGGAGAAAUCGUCACUGGCAUCGACGUGAAGCCGGUGCUGUCCGACGCCGAGAAGAAGAAGCUGCAGGAGGAGGGCAAGUCAGAGCGCGAUGUCCCAUCGCUGGGCAGGAGUCACAAGGCUGCGAAGCUGGCUGUGUACGAGACGGCCGCCAGUCGUGUCUUUAACAACAGCCCCAUCAUGAUCCUGCCAGCCAUGGGUCUCUACUAUAUCGAGUCCAAGGCAAACUGGUACAAGAACAUCCUGGAGAAGGAAUUCUUCAAGGCGCGACCUAGGGCCAGAGCUGCGCUCCCAAUAGGCAUCAACCUGGGUCUGAUUGCCGCGACUUCGUUCUGCGCGUUGCCCUUGGCCCUGGCUGUCUUCCCUCAGCAGCAGGAGAUCAGCGCAGACAAACUGGAGCCCGAAUUCCACGGCAAGGGCGGCGUGGACGGCAAGGUCAUCUUCAAUCGCGGUUUAUAGAGCACCGACGGCAAAAUAGAAUCGAGUGAAUGCCCCAACGACAUGUUGAACUGCAUGAUGUCUUCGAAGCUUGGGCUUUGCUCUGAGUGACUGGCCACUGUCUCCAGGCCAAACACGACACAGCAACCGCCACCAGGUGGAUCGACAAUGUGAAAUACUUCGCAGCACU